Molecule: messenger RNA, 468 nt
Organism: Psilocybe cubensis
Lineage: Eukaryota; Fungi; Basidiomycota; Agaricomycetes; Agaricales; Agrocybaceae
Exons: 4
Coding region: 1-468 (155 amino acids)
Source: RefSeq, a predicted model, not a curated record
AUGAGCAUCCCUGGGAGGAAGUGGAAGUACAUCGACGAUGACGGGCUUGUGGCGGGCACGAUGUUGAGCUUGUCGUCGUUUCCGUUGGCCGAUGCAGCCGCUUUCGGAGUUUCAAUAAAUAUCUCGAAUCCCUUAAAGCUUCGACGCUUGAAGCGCUUUGCAGUGAAAGCGCAAGUCGAUGGAUUUGUAAAGACAGGGAAACCCGGUGUUCUAGUCUUUGACGGACCUAAGGAAUCUAUAAAAGCAUUUCUGGAACUUACAAAAGGCUUGCGGUAUCUUGAUUUUCGCCAUGUAGAUACCAAGCCUAUAAAGAAUGAGCGCUUAUUACCCAAUGGCGAUGGAAGCUCUGGUUUGCAAGAAGUAGCGGACAUGAACGAAUUGGUAAACCGGUUGGAUCGUAUAGGAGAGAAAGAAUGGUUCAGGGAACAGAUGGGAAUGAGCAAAGGCACGUACUUGUUGGUUGAAUAA